UAUACAAGCACAGCAGGAAGCUGCAAUUUUGAAACAACUUCAGGCAACUGGUCUACGGCCUGCGGUCUUACUCAAGCCUCUGAGGAUGACUUGGACUGGUCCAUCGGCAGCAGAAUUCCUACUGAAGCAUUGAGUCCAGACUCUGAUCACACACCAGGUAGUGGCCAGCACUUCCUGUAUGUCAACUCAUCUGGCCCCAAAGAAGGAUUAACUGCAAGAAUCACAACCUCCAGUUAUUUCCCAGCAAGCCUCGGAAUGUGUACCGUUCGGUUCUGGUUCUACAUGGUUGAUUCCAGAAGCAUGGGGAUAUUAAAGGUGUACGUCAUUGAAGAAUCAGGGCUAAACAUCCUGGUGUGGUCAGUGAUUGGAAAUAAAAGAACUAGAUGGAUGUAUGGAUAUGUACCUAUCUCUAGUCACAGUCCAUUCAAGGUGGCAUUUGAAGCUGAUCUUAGUGGAGACGAGGACAUCUUUAUUGCCCUUGAUGACAUCUCUUUCACUCCUGAGUGUGUGUCUGGAGGUCCUGUCAGAGCACAGCCAUCACCCUGUGACGCUGACCAAUUCUCUUGUAUCUACACACUCCAGUGUGUCCCUCUCUCUGGGAAGUGUAAUGGACAGGAAGAUUGCGUAGACGGAUCUGAUGAAAUGGAUUGUUCCCUCAAGCCCUCUCCUCAGCCCUGUGGUGAAAAGGAGUUCCAGUGUUCUGCAGACAAGUGUCUCCCAUCCCUCCUGCUGUGUGAUGGAGUGCCCGACUGUCACUUUAAUGAAGAUGAAUCUGGCUGCUCCAACAAGAGCUGUUCUAAUGGAGCUCUGACUUGCACCUCCUCUGACAGCUGUAUCCCAGCUCACAAGCGCUGUGAUGGUUUUGUUGAUUGCAUGGAUUUCCAACUUGAUGAAUCCACCUGCUCAGAGUGUCCAAUAAGUUACUGCCAAAACGGUGGGACUUGUGUCGUAGAGAAGAAUGGUCCUAUGUGUCG
This is a messenger RNA of Galeopterus variegatus (Sunda flying lemur), 974 nucleotides long. RefSeq names its product MAM and LDL receptor class A domain containing 1 (gene MALRD1). Gene Ontology annotation, cellular component: plasma membrane. NCBI's taxonomy places the organism in Eukaryota, Metazoa, Chordata, Mammalia, Dermoptera, Cynocephalidae. The annotation marks the transcript as partial. The record is from RefSeq and is a predicted model, not a curated record. The transcript is spliced from 6 exons. Gene Ontology annotation, molecular function: protein binding.